This is a messenger RNA of Chionomys nivalis (European snow vole), 1013 nucleotides long. It is a transcript of the gene Ssr2, whose product is annotated as signal sequence receptor subunit 2. Gene Ontology annotation, cellular component: membrane; endoplasmic reticulum. The record is from RefSeq and is a predicted model, not a curated record. Bases 34 to 606 code for a protein of 190 amino acids. The transcript is spliced from 6 exons. Lineage: Eukaryota; Metazoa; Chordata; Mammalia; Rodentia; Cricetidae.
CUGACGUUGUCUUCCGGUUGUCUGUAGCCAAGGAUGGCGUCUGGGGUGCCCACGAUGAGGCCGCUGGCGUUUGUGGUGUUGGCUCUGUUAGCUGUCAGUCAAGGAGAAGAAGGAGCCAGGCUUUUGGCCUCUAAAUCAUUGCUGAACAGAUACGCUGUGGAAGGGCGGGACCUGACCCUGCAGUAUAACAUCUACAAUGUCGGCUCCAGUGCUGCGCUAGAUGUGGAAUUGUCUGACGAUUCCUUCCCUCCAGAAGACUUCGGCAUCGUCUCUGGUAUGCUCAACGUCAAAUGGGACCGGAUUGCCCCUGCUAGCAAUGUCUCCCACACAGUGGUCCUUCGUCCUCUCAAAGCUGGUUAUUUCAACUUCACUUCAGCGACUAUUACCUACUUGGCCCAGGAGGAUGGGCCUGUUGUGAUCGGCUCCACCAGUGCACCUGGACAGGGAGGAAUCCUUGCCCAGCGGGAGUUUGACCGGAGAUUCUCCCCCCAUUUUCUGGACUGGGCAGCCUUUGGAGUCAUGACCUUGCCCUCCAUAGGCAUCCCCCUUCUCCUGUGGUACUCCAGCAAGAGGAAAUACGAUACUCCCAAACCCAAGAAGAAUUGAGUGCAGCUUCCUCGACCCUUCUCUCUCAAGAAGCCAGGUGUUACUAGACCCCAUAGGGUAGCAGAUGUGUUCCCUUGGCCCGUGGCCAUCUUGUCCUGGAUCCUGACUGCAGAGGGCAGACCUGGGAGUUGGCGAGCCUCCCUGUCCUCACUGAAGCCAUAAAACAGUACUGCCUUUAGCCACAGCUUUGGGCUUGAGGAUCCCAUCCGGUGCUGUUGGCAUGUUACUGCAAUGUGAACUCUUGGGGGUCCAGGAGAGGCCUUUGGACUCUGCCUGGCAUCCCCAUUCCCUGGCAGCUCCUCACAGGAGGGUAGAAGAUUAAACGAGAGCUGUGGGGCCUAAACAGGCCCUGUCUGCCUGCGUUAGGGGCACUCACCUAAUGGGUUUUCUAAUAAAAACAAAUGCUA